UCGUUACCGACAUGCUUCUCGCGUAUAGGCCGGGAGUUGGGGCAGUAGUGCUUCACAUCCGAAGCGAUACUUGGAUUAUACAGUACUGUUACCAUCGGCGUUUGGAUUUGGAUACCCUAAGGAUUUCAUUACAUACCUCAGCCUAUUCACACUGCGACUUUCUCUGUACUUCAGUACUUGGUUCAUACCUAGGUAUCCUUGAUGCUGGUAGGGUAGUGUGCAUGGACCACGUCCCUUAUCGAUCGAUCACGCAUCUUACUAGAGCUCCCAGAACUCCGUUAACUCCAGCCUUCCAUCAAUCCCCACAACAUGUCUAACAACCCCGACACUACAGAGCCCCUCUCAGAUAUUCACGCGUCGUACUCUCCACGAUCAACACCGUUGCAGCGCGCCAAACAUUCUCCCGACGACGAGCUCCGCGAGCAACAGCAGCCUGGCGAUGCGCCAGAGGACGAUGAUGAUGACGAUGUACCGUAUCCCGAGCCUAGUUUCGAGCAGCCGUUGCUACCACCACCGAACUUCCGACCUUUCUUUACUCUAAUCGAAGAUACAACGUCGGGCGAGCACUACCACCCGUAUACACACUAUGUCUUUGCAGAUGACGACCCGACCAUCAUAACCGCCGCAUCGAUGCGAGGCUUAGGGCUGGAUGACACAAAGUACCUCCCACAGGAUGCGCCAGGUGGUGGUGAGAGACGACGCAACCAGGGAAGUGAAGAAGGAGACGAGCAAGCCUCACCAGUCGAGUCACCGCUUCCCCCACCUAUACCGGGUGUCAAGGAACACUACCUCAUAAUCGAUGUCGCGGCGGACGGACGAACCAUCGCAGAUGCGCAGUCGCUUUCAUCGGAGUGGCAGAUAACGGAAACGGAUGUGCGAACAGCUCCGUCGUUCGAUGAGAAUGCGCCAGAUCAAGGGUACAUGCUCCGGAUUCAAGGCGUUGAGAUACCGAGGAAGAGCAAGGGAAAGGGUCAGGCUGGACUGGACAGGCUGAACGAGGCGAGGGACCAACAAGCCGAUAUCUUCGAUGCAUUAGACGGAUUAGUACAGGGUAUCGAAGGAGGACUGGAGACUGCGGGCAAGAUCUCGGGCGCGAGGUCAAGAAUAGGCGAACAAGGCACACUGGCCGAUGCUCGUGAGGAUGAUAUAAGCAAGACGAGAUGCGGUUGGUGCCGGCUGUGGUUGCCCACAUCCAGCGUUCUCGAAAUACCAUCAAUACCCCAGCGCACUCUGUAAUGAGCGGGUCUUUUAUGUCAAGAGUAGCACUACGCUGUCUACCAGUCUACCGCAGGAUACGAUUCUUACUCAGAUGCCAUCUUCAACCCUGAAGACAUCUCUAAUACCG
Molecule: messenger RNA, 1345 nt
Organism: Alternaria alternata
Lineage: Eukaryota; Fungi; Ascomycota; Dothideomycetes; Pleosporales; Pleosporaceae
Exons: 2
Coding region: 310-1236 (308 amino acids)
Source: RefSeq, a predicted model, not a curated record